AUGGAGGGUGUGGAAGCAGCGAAUAAGAUGCACUACGCGGCUGCCGGCCAGGCUUCUAUGAUGACCCUUGAGAGAAACAUGCGCUUUAUCCAGGAAAGAGUGCCAGCUGCCCGCAUCAAUAAGGCGCAGUGUGCGCUGGUCGCGCUUCGUCUGCAGCACAUCUUUCACACCUUGGUGCGCCUUCCCGAUCCAUCGCCGUCGCCGCAGCUGUUAACCGUCUUUGCUUCUGCCGAAAUGUUGGUGCAGACUAUGGGAAGUGCAGGGUGGGAAGCACUACUACUGAGAUGUUUUACCUGCACUGCCGUCUUCACCGGGCUGUUUGAGCGCAUAAAGGGAGCCUGGCGGCUUCACUCUACAGUUUCGUGGACAGCGGAGCACAAGGUAGCCAUAGGUGAGGAUGAGGUGGCAAACGCCUCCAUUUACGUGCAGCUUAUGCAGAAUGACGGUGCAUGCACUGCGACGCCCCCCACGACCUUAUCGUUGGAGGGUCCGUUGGAAAACGCGUCUGGGCUGACGGUGAAGCAGGUGAUUGACGUCUUCCGUCGGCGCAAGUUAGGCGGCUGGAAAGUGCCCUUUGAGGAGCUCAUAUCUGCCGAAGGCGGCGCAGGCAACGACGCGGCGUCGUCAAGGAAUGUGCAUCUGGUAUUUGAUGCACACAACGGGUACCGCUACAAGGACACAGCGGUGCUGCUGCAUGAACUUGAGGAGGUGGAUGGAAAGCGCAUCUCCGCUGAAAUUGUCAUGGCCUUUGUGCAGGAUAUGGCUGCACGCGCAACUUGGUUGCACCCAAAUAUUGUUCCUUUUAUUGGGGCCUUCACGGAGAAAAUAUCGACCCACGACGGUGACGUGCCUUUGAUGUCCGCAACACCCACAACGGCACUUGGAUUCAUCACGGAAGAUGUAACCGAGUGGACGGUGCAGGCUGCCGUGGACUACAAUCCCCACGCCUCGGCUGCGUCGUACGUUGUUCGUCCGUUAGGAAGUUGCAGAGGGCCUGUGGCGGCGUACCAUUCCCUGCAUGAAAUUAUGUUUGUGCACCGUCGACGGUUUACGCUUCGCGAAGCCGUGGGUAUCACGCUGCAGGUGGCGGACGCGCUGCAUUAUAUUCUGAUGGAUGAAAUGCAGGUGCCGUUUGAAGUGGCCGCAGCGUGGGUUGUAGUAUCACCAUCGAACAUUUUUAUCUGCCCCAUUUUCUGCGCAGAUGAGGCGGGAAUGGUGACCACGGGCCCUGCGAGGAAGUGGUCCUCUCCAGUCUGGGGGCGGGAAGGCGCCGUGUACGACGAGGGGAUGUGGCUAACCACCAACACGGGCCCGUUCCUCGCUACCAGGGAGGCGCAGGAGGGGAGAGAGGUGGAGUACGUGCGUGUGCCAGUCCUUGGGGACUUCGCCGUCGUGUACACCCCACCGGUGUACGUUGAGGGCGGCCCGUUCAGUCGCUGGCAGCCCCAUCCGCAUGCCGCCAGCCCGGUCAGCUACUCCCUCACCCAACUCUUCCUUGCACUUGUCAGCAAUGAGCCUCCCUACCGCCUCUUGAGGCGGCAGGCGGACCUCGCCGCGCGUAUCUUCAACGCGGCAGAGUACGCGGACUACAAUAACGCUUGUACCGCCGUAGAUAAUUCCGCAGCCGACGGCUUGCCAUUUGUGAAGGUGAGUAUUCCAAUAGGGAGCGUGAUUCCAGCGGGCCUCCCGGCGGACAUGCGCGCCCUUUGUCAGCGUGGCCUGUUGCUGCAUUGCUCGCAUGAGAAUAGCAAUAACAAAGGUCUCACACUCGUGGAAUUUCGUGGAAGCAUGUACGCGAUAUACGAGAGCGCACCGGAUACCCCAUGUGAUCUCACUGCGGUAUCGCCGGGGCGGCAACAUUCGCAUGAUAGGAUCACGGAACCCGACUCCCGUUUGCCGCAUGGCACUGAGGUUUAUUCGGCAGUCGAAAUGACGUCUGUAACGCCGUUACUGGAUGACUACGGUGAGCUUUACUAG
This is a messenger RNA of Trypanosoma rangeli, 1977 nucleotides long. Its product is annotated as transferase. The coding region runs from base 1 to 1977 and encodes 658 amino acids. The transcript has a single exon. The record is from RefSeq and is a predicted model, not a curated record. Lineage: Eukaryota; Euglenozoa; Kinetoplastea; Trypanosomatida; Trypanosomatidae.